AUGGCUGCCAACAUUAUUGGUAAGCCUUGCACUUUGUGCGAGGUAGAGGCAGAGGAGGAGAAGAAGGAAGGAAAAAAGAAGACAAGGAAGAGAGUCAGGUUUAACUUGAACGUACAAACCUUUGAAUCAACUCUACCAUCAAGUUUAGAAGAUGAAGAUGAAUUGGUGUAUGGAGCGAGUGAUUUGGAGAAAGUAGACUAUAACACAGUCAUGUUGAUGAUGAAGAAGAUGAUGGAGUCAGAAGAUGAAAACGACUAUGAAGAUGAUGCUGAUGAUGAAGAAGAUGACAACCAGGAUGUGACUCCUCUACUGAAUCCAGAUGAGAAUAUUGCGCAGUGGAAAGCCGUUAAAGCAAAGCCAGUAAGAAGAGUUAAACAGCUAAUGAAGGAGAAUAUUGAACCGGAUAGUGAUGAUCAAGCAAAGCCCCUAAUGAAGGAGAUCAUCGUCAAUACUAGCCUCGCGGACUGGUUGGCCUCACCAAAGGAAUGGUUUGUGUAA
Brassica napus (rape) is the source of this 498-nucleotide messenger RNA. RefSeq lists its product as uncharacterized. NCBI's taxonomy places the organism in Eukaryota, Viridiplantae, Streptophyta, Magnoliopsida, Brassicales, Brassicaceae. The record is from RefSeq and is a predicted model, not a curated record. The transcript has 3 exons. Bases 1 to 498 code for a protein of 165 amino acids.